CACAUCUAGAGAUUAUAUAGUGCCAGGUACACUAGGCAAGCAUCUCAGCACAGAAAAAGUCACGAAAGGCCAUCUAUUUUUUGGGGGGGGGGCAGGGGCGUGAUUUAAAGGUCCUGAGGACACAGCUCUCUUUAAUAACGUCUCACAGUAAGGCAUAGUCACAUGAGAGGCUAUCUAUUUGUUGGGCGAUUUGAAGUUCUAAGGACACAACUCUCUCGUAGCUUCCCACCACAGGGAAAGUCGAAUGAGAGGCCAUCUAGUAAUCAAGUGAUAGAAAGUUCUGAUAACACAAUUCUCUCUCAUAGCGUCUCUCUUGGAUUCUUACUUAAUCCCCUACUAACUCUCAUAAAUCUGUGGCAAGCCUUCGCAUCAGGAUAUGUAGUUUAUGAUAUAACGAAGUUGCUAGCCUUUUUUCUGUUACAUAUCUCACGUGAACCGGAGGAGAGAGAAGCUGUGUUGAGUCUCGCAUUGGAGGCCCAAUAUUGCAGGGGUUAUAUGGGCUACUGGUCUCCCAGCCUCACCAGCUACCCUCUUCAAAUAUGGCCUACCGCGAGGAUAUGAGUAUUUGUCUUAUGUCAUAUUCCUCAUAUGCUACCUAUAUACUAUGGGGACCUUGGAUCCGCAGUUGAUAGGCUCAAACAAAAAUGAAGCUAAUGCCGCAUACCGGGUUACGGGAAUCCCUAUAGACUACAAGCAGAAGCAAGUCAAGUCCCUACUCCAAACGGUCUUGCAACUUGACAAGGCUGGGAACUCGGUCAAACUCAGGUCGAUCGCUAUCAGUCCGAACCGGAGGACCAGGGUGGCUACAGUAUGCUUUAGCUGCCUGCCGAUACUCCUCCCCCCAAGGGCCGAUGGAGAAUGGCAUUUUCCUAUACCCACUGAAAAUAAUAGUGAAAAUAGUAGCACUGAUGAUGACGACGAUAUAAUUCCCCAAGAGCAAAUCAUUACAGUUGAUUCACAUUUCAAAGGCAUCACAGUACUUCGAUCUUUCAGUAAGUUAGAUGAACACAAGAUAGACAUUAUUGCAAUCUCAGGACUUAGGGGACAUGCAUUUGGGUCAUUUAAAGCGCGAGAUGGGCAACAUAUGUGGUUGUGUGACUCACUACCCCGAGGUCUUCUAGGUGCCCAAAUCAUGAUAUACGGCUACGACACUCAACUUCAUGGCAGUGCUUCUUUUCAAGAUAUUAAAUCAUUAGCGAGCUCGUUCCGAGCAAGCAUCGCUGCUCAGAGGGCACCAGGCUCGACCAAUUCCCAAAUGAAAACAGUGCCCUUGAUAUUUAUAGCCCAUAGCCUUGGGGGAUUAAUCGUUAAAGAGGCAAUGAUACAAAUGAAGAACGAUAAGAAACACCAGGACGGCGGUCUUUUCUUUAGCGUCCCAAGCCAAGGCAUGGAGGUAGCUUCUCUUGUACCAAUGGUUGCAGGUCAGCCAAACCAAGCUCUACUUCACACUCUCGGAAAGGAGUCACAUUUCCUUCGAAAUCAGUCUCGAGACUUCCCUAAGGCAUUUGACAGAAAAGAUUCAGAAAUAUUCUGCUACUACGAAACCGAGAUGUUGCAAACAGCAAAAUUUAUAGAAAACAAUGUAUGGAAUAUGGGGGGACCGCUUUGCAUCUUAGUUGAUAGCUCUUCCGCAAGACAUACCCGCCCGUGGGAGAACGAAGCCCAUAAUUGCAUAGGAAUGAAGAGAGAUCAUUCAACGUUGGUUAAAUUCACUCCGAACGAUAGCGACUAUGACGAAGUUCUUGCGAAGCUAAAUUGCAUGACGUUAACUGCUAUGAGCACUAUCCCUCGUGGUAUCAAAGGGCAGCUGAAUCUAAAAAAGUUAACUGAAAAGGAGAAAAAGGCUAUCGAAGACUCAUUGAAGUUCAAUUAGAAGAAGACGCGGUUCUUUAAUAUCGAGACAGCAACUAGCACAACGUGCGAUUGGCUGUUUUCCACACCUGAAUACGACUAGUGGCUUGACAGUAAUCUUGUCUCCGAACAUAAUGGUUUCAUCUAGAUUAAAGGGAAGCCAGGAUCUGGAAAGUCGACGAUUAUGAAGCUCGCUGUCGAAGCCGCUACUAAUGCGGCGUUGCCAUCUACAGUUAUCACGUUCUUCUUCAACGCGCGAGGAGCUGAACUUGAAAGGUCAAUACUAGGAAUGUACCGCUCAGUCUUACUCCAAUUAAUCUCGAAAACCCCAACUAUCCUAGAUGACCUCUCACAUCUACUCUCCUUCAAGAUAAAGCAUAGCGAGGUCUAUGAGUGGAAUAUUGGCGAGCUCUAGGCGAUUCUAAUUACAAUUAUGAAGACACCUCAAGAGUAUCCAGUUAUGUGGUUUAUCGACGCACUUGACGAAUGCAAGGACGAUGAGGUGCUUAAAUUAGUCAAAUUCUUCGAGAACAUCGGGCAUACUGCAGUGUCAUUAGGAUCACCUCUGCACAUAUGCCUAUCGACGCGCCACUAUCUAAAUAUCCUGAUUCGGUGGGGUGUUAAAUUAACCCUCGAGAAGCAAUAUAGCCAUAAUCAAGACAUUAUGACAUACAUCGACAGCGAAUUCAGAGUGCCCUACAGCCCACACGUAGCUCUUAUUAAGUGUGAAUUGUGCAGCAGAUCAUCGGGGG
Pseudogymnoascus verrucosus is the source of this 2603-nucleotide messenger RNA. RefSeq lists its product as uncharacterized. Lineage: Eukaryota; Fungi; Ascomycota; Leotiomycetes; Thelebolales; Thelebolaceae. The transcript is spliced from 3 exons. The record is from RefSeq and is a predicted model, not a curated record. Bases 605 to 1873 code for a protein of 422 amino acids.